AUUUUAAACUGCAAGCGUUGGGAGAAAGGAAGGAAGACCUUAUCAUUUCCGAAUUUCAUUUUCAGAAGCCUCUUUGGGAAUCAAAUCCGAAGCAUGAUGCAUUGUGCGAGCAUUGUCUCGGCUCCGUCCUACGCGUUCCCUUUUCGCUCUGGCUCCGCUUCCACUACUCCAACUGCGAUCUCGCUCACUAAGCGCAGUUGGAAGCCACCUCCGAGCAUGGCAAAAGGCCCAGUCAGAGCCACCGUUUCUAUAGAGAAAGAGACCCCGGAGGCCAAUCGUCCCGAAACGUUUCUCAGAGGAGUGGACGAGGCCCAGUCUUCCACUUCGGUUCGGGCCCGCUUCGAGAAGAUGAUAAGGGAGGCCCAGGACACCGUGUGCAGUGCCCUCGAGGCCGCUGAUGGUGGGGCCCAGUUCAAGGAGGACGUUUGGUCCAGGCCCGGUGGCGGCGGUGGCAUUAGCAGGGUCCUUCAAGACGGUGCCGUUUGGGAGAAGGCUGGGGUUAAUGUCUCUGUUGUUUACGGUGUCAUGCCACCUGACGCAUAUCGUGCUGCCAAGGGUGUUCCUACCGAUCAAAAACCUGGUCCUGUGCCUUUCUUCGCUGCUGGAAUCAGCUCCGUUUUACACCCAAAGAACCCGUUUGCCCCUACCCUACAUUUCAACUAUCGCUAUUUUGAAACCGAUGCUCCUAAAGAUGCUCCUGGAGCACCUAGACAAUGGUGGUUUGGUGGGGGAACUGACUUGACACCAGCUUACAUUUUUGAGGAGGAUGUUAAGCACUUCCAUUCAAUUCAAAAACAAGCCUGUGACAAGUUUGAACCUACUUUUUACCCCCGAUUCAAGAAAUGGUGUGAUGAUUACUUUUAUAUCAAGCAUCGAGGUGAAAGGAGAGGGCUUGGAGGAAUAUUUUUUGAUGAUCUUAAUGACUAUGAUCAGGAGAUGCUCCUUUCCUUUGCUACUGAAUGUGCAAAUUCUGUUAUUCCUGCUUAUUUACCUAUCAUAGAGAAAAGGAAGGAUUUGCCCUUCAAUGAUCAUCAGAAAGCAUGGCAACAAUUGCGAAGGGGACGAUAUGUUGAAUUCAAUUUGGUAUAUGAUAGGGGUACAACAUUUGGACUGAAAACUGGAGGGAGAAUAGAGAGUAUACUUGUUUCUCUCCCACUGACUGCUCGGUGGGAAUACGAUCAUAAACCGGAAGAAGGAAGCGAAGAAUGGAAACUCUUGGACGCAUGCAUCAACCCCAAGGAAUGGAUCUAAUUCAUCAGUUGACCCCCCAAUUUGUCAGCUUUUUAAUUUAAUAAUAAGGGAGCUUGUUUCUUUUUUCGGUGUAUAUCAAGUGCUUGUUAUGAUGAGUCAGAAUGUUAGCUUGUUGUACUAGGUGGAUUGUAAAUCACGUAUUUUGCUAGAGUCAUCCGCGUAAAGCGUGAAAAUGCAGAAAAUUACAAAUGUCUAGGCUGCGUCUGUAGUAUACCUACUGCCAACCAUUGUUCUUUCUACAAGUAACUCCUCAAUCCCAUGUAAGAAAACAAAAGGCAGCUUCUUUAAUGCCAGUAUUGCACAACACCUCAGACUAGUAAAUUGGUAAUUCUGUUGAAGGUGAUAUAAUACUUUUGACUGAAAAAUCUUUGAGCAA
Glycine soja is the source of this 1627-nucleotide messenger RNA. Its product is annotated as oxygen-dependent coproporphyrinogen-III oxidase, chloroplastic. Gene Ontology annotation, molecular function: coproporphyrinogen oxidase activity. Gene Ontology annotation, cellular component: cytoplasm; chloroplast stroma. The record is from RefSeq and is a predicted model, not a curated record. Bases 94 to 1251 code for a protein of 385 amino acids. The transcript has 8 exons. Lineage: Eukaryota; Viridiplantae; Streptophyta; Magnoliopsida; Fabales; Fabaceae.